AUAACAUCUAGCGAACACUUGCUCGCCUCAGUUGCGGGAAAUCCACCAGAGCGAUCGCACAGAACUUGUGUGGCAGAAGUAAUCUAUUCUCCUUCGUUUGACUUUUCGCGGAGAACUUUUUUCCAUUUUUGUGGGUCUCAAGACGCAUAUACAAUGACGUCUUUAUUACCAGGCUUUUUCGUGAUGUGGUCGAUAGCCGUUAACAACACAGAACUAUGUAAUGAAACCAAUGGGCGCGAUGGAAACGAGACGUGGAUCGCGCCGGGCGAGAGCGUGGUCUUCUCCUCCCCGAACUUCCCAUCGAGUUACGGAAGCGACGCCAAGGACUGGGUGUUCUGCGCAGACGACCCCAAUGGAAGGCUGGAGAUUGACUGCGGCGAGUUCGAAGUUGGCUGGAAGUUCUUGUUCUGUUUCAACGACAUUCUCUUGAUAUCAGCUGACAGCUCUCUUAAGUUCAUGUAUUGUGGAGAAGAUGGGCCUCAGUCUGUCAUUACAACCGGACGCGGAACAGCAGUCUGUCUCCUCCCUUCGGGCGUAAACGACUCCAAGGGCUUCAACUGCACCGCCACCGCCCUCCCGCCCAGCCUGGACGAGGAGACGACGACGCCAGCCAAUUAAUGCGAAGAAAUCUGCCAAGUAGCUGUCCGCGUUGAAGUGCGUGCGGACAACUACACAGGCAGCAACUAGCAGUCCUUGUUUAGGGUUUCUCUGGAGUCAGGAAAGAAGUAUCUAGUGGUAGAAAUGAUGUAGAAAAACAACUAUAUUAACCUAUAAUAGCGACUUAGAUUAUAUAAACAGAAAUAUAAAACGCACUCAAAUGAAUCCAAUAAAUGAGGCUGAACACGGCCUAUAAAGACAAAAUGUUCCUUUAUUCAUAGAGUUCACUAUUUCUGUUAUUUAAUGUGUUUAGCAAUGUUUCCUUAAAAGUCAAAAAUAAAACAGCCUAUGAUCAUAAAAUAACUUUAUUUUAAACAUCUAGCCCUUUUAUUUGAUGUGACUGGCACCGAUUCCUUGAGCAUCAAAUACAUAUCCAACAUAAUUA
This is a messenger RNA of Penaeus chinensis, 1042 nucleotides long. RefSeq lists its product as uncharacterized. The coding region runs from base 154 to 618 and encodes 154 amino acids. Lineage: Eukaryota; Metazoa; Arthropoda; Malacostraca; Decapoda; Penaeidae. The transcript has 6 exons. The record is from RefSeq and is a predicted model, not a curated record.